AUAGCCGGUAAUGAAUACCAACAGAAGAAGAGCCUUUGUUUUUAGCAUCAUGACAUGUCACCUGGACCUGUGUACUGUGCGACGUGAAGCCCUCUAGUUAGCUGUAUAGCCUCUAAUACUUGACAAGCCAGCAGUUUAUCAUACAUAGCAGGUCUGUCCCACAGUGUGUGUCUCGUUGUUGGUAGUUUGUGCUUCUUACAGCUCUGUUUUGUAUCAACUGACAGCUCUUCCGGCUAGCUAACCCAUAGCUGGAUGCUAGUGUGCUGACUGAGCAGUGGCUGAACAGACAAUAAAGAAAGGCGUGAGUGUUUCAACAGGACCACCAGUUCAGAGUCUUGCUGCUGAAUCAGAUGUCGUCUCCUCAAAUGGCCAGAGCAAGGAAGGAUCUCAGAACACAGAAAGUAAAGGUGUAGCUGUGGAGCAAUCAGGACUAACAAGACAGCUUCAGGGCUCAUGUCUGCAUCACAAACAUUUCUUUCCACGUACCCUCACUGUAGAGAACACCUCAGCAUGGUGAAGACAGCAAAGAUUGAACUGCUGAGAGCACUCAUCAGUGAGUGUUUGUCUGCAGCUGCUGAAGAGAUCUUCAAGGUAGCAGAAAGAACCAUUAUAGAGUAUGAAGAGGAAAUGUCCUGUUCAAAGUGGGUCGUGGACAGCCACCGCAGACUGCUGGAUGUCGUCCAGUCACACAGUGAAGACUAUCUCCAGGUGUCAGCCACUGAGCUGCAUUCUCGUCAGCUGCAGCCUCCUGCUAGUAUCAGUGUGCGCUGGGAGGAACCAGACAACACCACGUCACAGCCUACAGAAGACUGUCGCACCAUGAACAACACUAAUCCACAUGCCUCUCCUGAUCAUUUUGAUGAUUUUCACCGGCAGGAGAUACUGAUUGAUAUUGAUGAAGAUGACAAUAUGAAGGAUUGUGACUUGAAUGUGCCUUUGAAAAUCCUUAAAGUGAAGAAACUAUUUAAAUGUCCCGUUUGCUUCAGUGGUUUUUCCUCUAAAAAAACAAUGGUACGACAUGUGAAGAAGCAUUCAGAGGACAAAUCUUCUUACCAGUGCCAGUUCUGUGACUGCUACUUCUGCCACAAGUCUGAAUUCAUCAUUCACACCAGAAUACAUAAAGGCUCCAAACCAUAUAGAGGUCAAGACUGUGAUAAAAGCUUUGACCAGAGGGACAAUCUUUUUAGUCAUGGACAGAAACCCACUAAAGAGAAACCAUAUCAGUGUUUUAGUGAAAAGAUGAAUACAGAAAGUCACGUCAGAUUAAUGACACCUGCCAGUAAGAUGGAAGAAGUACUGGACCCAAGACAGGAUGAAUCUGGCCUGAAGACAUUUCCACUUACUAUCACUGCCUAUGACAAAAGUGAGUUUGAUCAGGAGUCUCUGCAGCCCCUGUGUCUGUAUCAAAUCCAGGCCAUUGCUGACAUAGAUAAAGACUCUUCAGCUCCACUUACCGUGGAUCACAUUAAAACUGAGCCAACUGGAGCUGAUGGUGGUGUAUUACACACUAACACUGAUGAUCAGCUGCUCCUUUCAGUGAACCCAAGUGAGCAGCAUGAAGGUGAGACAGAGCCCAACCAUCUCAGACCUUCCAGAAAAUCCACUGAGCUCAUUGACCAGUUUGAAGCGGGAACAGCACAGAAACCCUACAAGUGUCCUUGUUGUACCAAAUGUUUCUCCUUGACUAAGACUUUAAUACGACAUGCAAGGAUCCACACAGAGGAAAAACCAUAUCAGUGCCAGUUUUGUGGGCGAAACUUCUGUCAGAAGUCUGAUCUGGUCAAUCAUAUGAGGAUACACACAGGAGAGAGACCCUAUCAGUGCCAAGAAUGUAAAAAGUCCUUCGCUCAGAAAGGCAACCUGGUGGUCCACAUGAGGAAACAUAGGAGAGAAACCAUAUCAGUGCCAAGAGUGCAGCUGUAGCUUUGGUCAGAGGUCAUCUUUAGACUGUCAUAUGCAGAGCCACAGAUAGUUGAAAAACUUUGCUACUGUGUUGGGACAGCGCCUUGGCAAUGGGGCUGGGUAUAGAACCUCAAUACAUCUGGGGUACAAACCAAAACAUGUCUUGUACCAGGGGUAAACUGGCAUUUGUGAUGCAUUUGUAUUCAAUGAUGAUUGGUGUUUUCUACAGACAGUGAUUAUCUGUCAGAAAUUAUAUUUGGACUUGAAAAUAAAAAUGAAGCUACAGCCUUGAUGGAGCUGGACUUAUCCUGAACACGGCUGCAUUGAUUGCAAUGGUUUCACUGUAGAAACUGUGAAUCUGUGUGGACCAGCUCCCCUGUUUAUGUUGUGUUCACUGUAACGACUCACCUGUUCACUGUGUUUAUUGUAACAGCUCACCUGUUAACUGUAUUCAUUGGAACAACUCCCUUAUUUACUGGAACUCUCUGUGCAGAAAAGGUUAAUAAGGCUGCAGUCAGAACACAAAGCCACAUCAGAGGAUUGAAAUCAUUAAUGAAGUUACUGUGGCUGUGACUCCACAGACUCCAGAGAAGGUUUCAAACCAAUAGUUUGAGAGUUUUUACGCUGUGAUACUGAAGGAGACGUAGCUGAGCUCUGAUAGGGUGUGAUUUAGAUGGAGGUGGAGCUCAGCUCCAGUGGGCUCCGGCCCUGUGCAGCAACUGUCAAGGGCUGAAAGCUGGAAUUGAAUGUCUGGUUAGAUUCAUAAUCUUAUCUACUUAAAUCAUGUGGUUCUGAUUUAAAUCAAAAGUUAACAAAAUAAUCUCACCAUUAGGUCCAUUAGUAGCUGUUCUGAAGUGUUUGCAUGUAUCACAGUAGCUGCAGUUUGUUGAGUACAGUUGAACUGGGGAUGUUUAAAUGUCUUUAAGCACCUUAAGGUCUCCUCCUUCAUGUUUGCUUAAAAGUUGAGAUUGGGACUUCAUUUUCACUUGUAAAGAAAUUUCUCCAAAAUGAACAAUAAACUUUCAGUUUCAGGAGAAGUCAACAGAUGAAAUGUCCUUAAAACAAUACUCUGCAGAUUUAGCAUUACUCUUCUGUAGCAUUGUCAAACUCACAACAGACAGUUCAAAAUAGAAAUAAAAGAUAAAAUAAAUGCAGAACAACCAAAAUUAUUUUUCUUCUUUCCAAAACCUGAUAACUACAUUACUCACAAUGCAACUCAACCUCUGGCAUUUCUGUUGGAGAAUCAGGGUUAUGUUAGUAGCAGCUAAUGUAGACUUGAACCUGUGGCCUGCAGCAGAGAUGACCCCUGGCCUACAGAGAGGAGUUAAAGUGGAGCUUCUCUCCUGCCUGUGUGUGUGUGUGUGUGUGUGUGUGUGUGUGUGUGUGUGUGUGUUUGUCUGCCUCACUCUGUUAAACACUCAGAUUGAUUUACUUAUUGAUAGAAGGUGCUGGAACGCCGAUCUGGAUCGUUGUGGAUUACAAUGGACUACUUAAAGUCUUAGCAAAGAGGUCUGGUAAAUUCACUUCUUUCUAACUCCACACCCCCAGAUUUUUUUUACUUUUCAAAAUUCUGGGCUUCAGACCCACCAACGCUAACUCAGAUGACAUUUAUCAGACUUCCCUCUGGAGGUUUCAAUUAACUGUUUUCAGAUAUGCUGCCGAACACCUGAAAACACACACUGACAUGGAAAGUCACUUUCUCUUUAAAGUGCUGAGAAAUAAUGGAGAGUUGAACAUCUACUAUUCUAUGACAAAACUGCUGAAGAAGAUACAGCCUGCAUCCAUAUCUCUGAAUCAGCCACAUCUCAGAUGUGUCUGGUGUUGGGCUCGUUUAGAAAGAAAUAAUUGACCAAUUAAAGCUUAGUAGGCUGGGACGCCUGCAGAUCUAACUAGUUAUCUAGCUACAUUCAUGAAAAAUGGCUAAAGAAAAAAAGAGUUUAUAGAAAUAAUUUUUAAACAAGUCUGGUGAUGGAAAAAAACAGUGUUGUAUUGGUAGAGAAAUGAAUGGUAUUGUAUCAACACUAGAAUCCAAAAAUGUGCCGUGAUGCUCAGCCCCAUCUGUCGUGUGUGGUAUUUCCUGGGAAAAAAUAAGAGUACAUGAGACUACACCACUUUGAAGGGAUUGAGAUGGAACAUCUUUAUCUCUGAAUGGGAUAUGUAACUUCAGAUAAUGUUGAGGUAGAGAAUCUGGUUGCUAAAAGAAACCAAACUGCUCCAGUGUGUGCAGCAUUUAGCAAGCUUCUCUUUACAAAUGUGUGUUGGGAAAUUGUAGAGAAUGGAAGAUUUCAUUUGCCGGUGUUUUAAUUAUAUAAAUCCCAUGGAGUCUUAGGAAUCUUUAUUGUAUUAAAAAUGUUUUAUUUAUUAUAAGCUUCUAAAUUCCUGUGUUAUGUUUUUUUUAAAUGAUUUUAUUGUAUUUAUAUCCAUUUUCUAAACAUGCUAUAAAAAUCCCAAUGUAAAACCCA
Messenger RNA from Seriola aureovittata, 4364 nucleotides. Its product is annotated as zinc finger protein 84-like. Gene Ontology annotation, molecular function: RNA polymerase II cis-regulatory region sequence-specific DNA binding; DNA-binding transcription factor activity. Gene Ontology annotation, biological process: regulation of transcription by RNA polymerase II. The record is from RefSeq and is a predicted model, not a curated record. Bases 454 to 1923 code for a protein of 489 amino acids. Lineage: Eukaryota; Metazoa; Chordata; Actinopteri; Carangiformes; Carangidae. The transcript is spliced from 3 exons.